AUUUCACAAGUACCGAGUUAGAAAGUUAGAUUGCAGCAGUCUGCUCUUUUUUUGAUGACUGCGUGUGAGAAGGAUCACACAUUUCAGAGGUGUGAAAGGCGUGUGGUUUUAGGCUGGGCUCUGAAAUAGAAUCACAGGAGCGCAGCAGUGAGGAACCCAGCUCAAGUGUGUGGUUUAAACGGCAGCCAUGCGAUUUGUUUAAAACUUGCCAGAAAUAGUAUCCCCGAUAAUUCUCCCCUAUAAAAAAAAUUGAAUAGUCGGGCUCUUUGCGACGCUUUGUGAUCUGUCUCCGGCGUUGAGUUACAACGGGGGAAAGAGAAGCCGCGACACGUGGAACAGCGCCGGUCCCGGAGUGAUGUGAACCGGAGAACCUAUAAUCUCAGCUUCUUUUGUGAUGUUUGAUGGAGUUUGUUGGAAUAUGUUGGAUAGCUAGCCUAAUCAUCAUCUUGCUGUACAAGCCCAGGGGAACUGAAUCCUGUGCUAACGGGGAAAUGCGAGUCAGCCCUGCUUCAGUAAUCAGACUUGGAUCCAGCAUUAACAUAACAUGCAUUCUAAAAGAAUCAUCCUACAAUGUGUGUGCAACCCAACAACUCUGUAUUAUUGAAAACAACAUCAAGCAGCUGGUUGCAAUACAGAUCUCUGCUAAUGAAGUUACUGCGCACAUACCAAAAUUUGAAAACUCCAAGACUAGUUUUGCAUGUAAACUACACUGCAACACUGAAUAUUUGAUCUGUGGAAUUGAUGUCAAAGCUGGCUAUCCUCCAGAUCCACCCCAAAACCUGAAAUGCAUUCGGAAGGGCAGGACUGGUGACAUAAUUUGUACCUGGGAACCAGGACGUGCCACACACAUCAGCACAAAAACUGUUUUGUGGUUCAAAAAUGAGUCACACAGUUUUGUUGCCUCAGCUACCUCUGCAGAACCAUCAACUGGAAAAUGCACAAGACACAGAAAGACACGUGACCACCAAGGCUCGGGUUUUGCUUGUGAAUUUGCUCACAGUUUUGAUCCAUUCUCUACCUAUAUGGCUUGGGUAACUGCCUCAAACCAGCUGGGAAAUCGAUCUUCGGCAGUCAUGAACUUCACUCUGGAUGAGAUUAUGAAACCCAAUCCUCCCAAUAUCAGUCGGAUAGAAUGUAGCAACGGUACUCUCUUCAUUUGCACCGUAUACUGGGAAGAUGGGCAGAAUGCAAAGUUGUUUGAAAUCCAGUACAAAAUUGCAAACAGCAGCAAAGAGGAAAAGAAAAUUGUGGACAAUUUGACAAGCUGCACGGUGUCUGGUUUGGAGCAUUAUAUGGAUUACACGUUCCUGAUUCGUUCUAAGUUUCAUCGUACCCGAGGCCUGUGGAGUAACUGGAGUUCUUCAUUUGUCACCAAGACUCCGGAGGCAGCACCUAUUGGACAUCUGGAUGCCUGGUACACCAUAGACUCAUCCGAUCCAAACAACCCAAAAGCCACUCUCUUGUGGAAGCCUCUCAAGGUAAUUGAGAUCAGAGGAAGAGUCCGGGGUUAUAAUGUAACCCUAAGGGAAAGUACAAAGCAUAACUCUACCAUAUGGACAAGGGAGACUAAAAACACGUGGUAUACCGUGGGCAUUCCCAGCACAGGCGGCGUCAUCACUGUGUCUGUCUACAACUCCAGGGGCAGCUCUCCACCAUCUGAACUCCGCCUGUCAUCUCUCAGAGAAAAUGUUAAAGAAGACACAUCAGAUCUUCCUCCAGCAAGAAACAUUUCCACUAUGUAUACCGAGAAUAACAUGCUCUUAAUUGAGUGGAUGGAACCAGUAAAACCACCAACGGCAGUCCAAGGAUACGUGGUCGAGUGGACAGAAGUAAAUGACAAGCUUAAUCAAAAUAUAAAUUGGAUUAAACUUCCCCCUCAGAACCAUUCAGCAAGAUUAACAGAAAAUAUAAAACCCAAGACAUGCUUUCAGAUCUCCGUCUAUGCAGUUUACAAAAAUGGAACCGGAAAAUCACUUUUAACUCGGAAGUACACAGCCCAAGAAGCUUCUCCACUGGCAGGACCUUCUGUCUUCACUAAACACGACACUGCAGAAAUCUUCUGGAAGGAUAUUCCAAAGAACCAAACGGCUGGUUGCAUUGAUAGCUAUACCAUCUACAUAAAGAAAAAAAAUUCAAAGUUGCCUCUUGAAAUUUAUAAGGGCAUUGAUCCAACCAACAAAAGUUACACAAUACCAGACCUGAAACCAGGAGCAGAAUAUAUUGUAUGGAUGACAGCCCUAACUAAAGCUGGAGAAGGAAAGAGUGGAGUACCUCACAAAUUUUACCUAAAUUACAUAAGUACAGAGCUGCACUCCAACAGCAGUUCCAUCAUCAGGGUCGUCAUUGCAGUAACAUUCUCAGUUGCCGUAGUUGUUUCUGUGUUUUGUUUAUGGCAGUCGGUGAGAAGCAGGACUUUGUCUAUUUUAUCAAAACUUACAUCUCAUCUGUAUGUUAAAAAGAUUCCUGAUCCAGCUAAUUGUACAUGGGCAAAGGAAUACACUGCAAUCAAGGGCAAUCUGGAUUUAACUUGUCCUUACUUCCAAGCUGACACAACUUCAGCUUAUGAAGAUCCUGAGACUCUACAAGUGGAGGAGAUGUCAUCUGUCCAGGAACUCUGCAGUGGUAUGGAGGCUGUUAAUCAAGACCAGAGCAGCCAGCUGUCCACAUUUCAUAUUCAGCCCACGGCUAGUCAGCCACAGCAGAGUGAGGACUUGAGCCAAGAUCUUUCACCAGGGAACAGUCAAGUGGCCAUUCUGGAUUACAAAUGCCAACUCCCUUGUUCAUAUAUCGAAAAGUUGUCCCCUGGGGAAAUUACUCACCAACUAACAGAUUCAAUAAAUUCUGCAAGAGACCAAAGCAUUGGAUACAUACCUUCCAACUUUAUACAUGUUACAGACAACACUACAGAGACCAGUCAAGAUUUUGUUAACAGCUUUUCAUUCAUGCCUCUUCCGUCCCUAUCCAGAAUGGAACUCACUUACGAAGGGAAAUUAACAUUAGAUGUGGUGAGAAUUGACUGUAGUUCAAUUGUAGAAUAAUUUUCUUAAUCCAUACAGCGAGUAUUUUGAGAGCACUUCAGACUAUUACAGCUCACCAUUUGGGCACAUCUUGUUUGUUUCUUUCUACAACUGAUAAUUGAGUAUCCAGCUAAAUAAAUUGCAUAUGCCUUCGCCUGGAUUGAGGAUUAUGGACAACCAUAAGUGGAACCAAGUGAAUAGCAGUGCCUCAUAUCAGUUAUACGUAUUGUGAGAAAGCUGGACAUUACCUUGGGUAAUCUGUAUAACUACUAUGCUGAUAACUGGGAACAUUUACAGGUUAUUUUUCCCUCCAUGACAUAGUUUACUCUUGUGCCACAAGAUAGAUUUUGUCAAUACCAUUUAACAGCAGAACCAGAACUUAAAAUUUAAUACUGUCUUGUCUAAGACAAGAGUUAGCGUGCAGACUGGUGUCUGAUGAAGGUGUAAGUACCAUUAGUAUCAGCUCUCUGUAUCUGGCCUGAUGAAGCGAUUCUAGGUUGCGGGCCAGGUCCAGCCCUUUGAAGGGGCACUUUAUAUAAUCAUUAAAUCCAUUGGUGAUACUGUGCUAUACAAACUGGGAAGGUGCUAUAUUUGAUACCCAGAUGAUAGUAAGAGUAUCCAAGUAUGAUGUUGCUAAUAAUGUGAUUGACAUUUAAGUUUAAAUUCAGUUUUGAUUCUCCCAUUAAUAAAUAGCAUAUCAGCAAUAUCAUGCCUAAAACCUAAUGGCCAUUCAGGUGAAAUCUUGAGAAUGUGUGGUAUUAUCAAUUGUCUAAAAGGUAAGAAAAAUUAUACGAUUAAGGCAAGUGCCCAUUUAUAGCACUCUGAAGUCAACAAAUGUCAUAAUUUGGAAAUAAAUCAUA
Messenger RNA from Mobula hypostoma (lesser devil ray), 3877 nucleotides. It is a transcript of the gene il12rb2, whose product is annotated as interleukin 12 receptor, beta 2a. Gene Ontology annotation, cellular component: membrane. Gene Ontology annotation, molecular function: protein binding; cytokine receptor activity. The transcript is spliced from 17 exons. Lineage: Eukaryota; Metazoa; Chordata; Chondrichthyes; Myliobatiformes; Myliobatidae. The coding region runs from base 402 to 3038 and encodes 878 amino acids. The record is from RefSeq and is a predicted model, not a curated record.